This is a messenger RNA of Paramuricea clavata, 12593 nucleotides long. The record is from the annotation of a GenBank genome assembly. Lineage: Eukaryota; Metazoa; Cnidaria; Anthozoa; Malacalcyonacea; Plexauridae.
AUGCUUGGAACACCGUAUUCUUAUCGACUUCGUCGUGUUAAGAGACAUGUAACUUUGCUCUCGGUUCAUCGUUUUGUGCACGGUCUGUUAUUGUUACAGAGAUCGUCUUUGCCUUUGCUGUUAAUUCUUUUAGCUAACGAUGUGGAAUUAAAUCCUGGUCCAGUUAUUUCAUCUGAGCAUCUCGAACACGGUUCAUCCGUCGUAAAUAAUCGAAGCAACACCAUCGCGACUGAACGUAAGACAUUUCGCUGUUUGAGCUGGAAUACGCGAAGUUUGUUUAGUUUACAUAGAACAUCUGAUGGAGAUAUGAUAUCAAAUAAUUCAAGUCUUCAAGAUUUUGUAUACUCGGAGCAAAUAGACAUCGUUUUCCUCACUGAAACGUGGCUGUCCGAUAAACACUUUGAUGCAGAAAUUUUACGUCAAGAUUAUAACGUUUUCCGUGUCGACCGUAAAUGUAAAACUGGCGGUGGCGUACUAAUAGCUACAAAAGAGUCUUCUUUUACAGAAACCAAGCAAGUAUGCUUUAAUCAAUUAGAUACUGAACUAGAAAUCGUCUGCGUUGAAUGCGCCACUAACAAUGCGCGAAUCCUUGUUGUCUGCUGCUACAAAGCUCCUGACUCCUCGUCAAAAUGGCUUCUCUCCUUUAAAAAGUUCUUAGAUUACAUUAUGGACACUUACGAUAAAAUUAUAAUGACUGGUGAUUUCAACUUCCCGCGAAUCUCGUGGUCUGAAAGCAUGGUUAUCCCAACCGGUGAAUCCGAGAGAUUUUUCUACAACACCUUAUCUGACCAUUACUUAAGUCAAUUGAUCUUCGCUCCAACAAGAGAAACUAACGUUCUUGAUCUUAUCAUGACAAACAUUCCAGACAACGUUAACAACAUUGAAGUAAUUGAUCCAACCAAUUUCAAUUUGUUUUCCGACCACAAGUGCAUACUCUUUGAGUUUCAAAGUACAGCAACACCUUCCCACAAGCUCAAAAGAUCGGUUUACGAUUACAACCGUGCGGAUUUUGAAAAAAUGAACCGUACUUUUGAACCGAUUGAAUUUGAAUUUAGCGAUCCCACAUCGAUGUCCGACAUUAACGAGAACUGGAAUUUAUGGAGAGACACUUUCCUUGCUGUAGCUGACGAAUGUAUUCCAACAAAGAUUGUAAAAGGAAGGUACAAUCCACCAUGGUUGACCGGUGAGAUAAAAUCUUUGAUCAAAAAGAAAGAAACACUACGGCGAAAAAUCCGUCGCGGAACAAAUUCUGCUGCACUUGUACAAAAAUACAAGAAUCUCCGCCGUACAUCUAAGAGAUUAAUCAAAGAAAGUCGGGAAAAGUUCUUUGGUUCCCUAAGCGAAGCUCUACCAUCCAAUCCGAAACUGUUCUGGUCAUUUUUUAAAACAACCACUAAAUCCAGCCGUAUUCCACAGCAAGUUUCCGUCGCGACAGGCAACGAAGACUCCCCACGCUUAGAUUCCACUAGUCAAAAACAAGCUGCAGAAAUGUUCAAUGACUACUUCCACUCAGUAUUUCUAACAGAAGGUGAUGAUAUUUCAAUCCCCACUACACCUGUAGGUGAAGAGACCAUUUCUGACAUUAUUUUAGACCCAAGUGAAGUAUAUGACGUUCUUCAUUGCCUCGAUCCUAGUAAAGCAUCUGGUCCAGAUAAUAUACCAAUCCGCUUACUAAAAGAAUGUGCGCACUCCAUCACACCAUCAUUAACAUGUCUCUUCAACAAAUCCUUAAAGCAUGCCUCCCUACCAUCAGAAUGGAAACUGUCCAACAUCAUCCCGCUUCAUAAAAAAGGAAUCAAGAGUUUUGUUGAGAAUUACAGACCAAUUUCCCUCAUGUGCGUUGUUGCGAAAGUUUUAGAACGUUGUGUUUACAACCGUCUGAUUGGUCAUAUAGAGAACAUGAUAUCCGUCGCACAGCAUGGUUUUCUGAGAGGAAAGUCUUGCACAGGUCAGCUCAUUUCCGUUCUUCACCGCAUCAGCCAAAACCUGGAUUCAGGGAAACAAACAGAUAUCUUGUAUUUCGAUGUUGCUAAAGCGUUUGACACGGUGAAUCAUAGCCUUCUUUUAAAGAAACUCCAACGAUUUGGACUUAGGGACAAUAUUUUAACGUGGUUUAAAAGUUAUUUAUCCGGACGACAACAGCGUGUACUAGUCAAUGGUGAGAUUUCAGAGACACGUCCAGUUUCCUCCGGCGUUCCGCAAGGAUCAAUACUCGGACCACUCCUGUUUCUCAUCUACAUAAACGACCUUCCCGAAUCAAUAACCUCAUCCGCUGUUGACGUUUCCUUGUUUGCCGACGACACAAAAUGCAUCUCAGUUAUUGAAUCACCGGUUGACGCCUGUGUCCUUCAAGCUGAAGCGAGAAACGUGGAGAAAUGGGCUGAGUUUUGGAGGCUCAAAUUCAACGCCGAAAAAUGCAAAGUUCUGAGCGUUACGAGAAAACGUCAUCCUCUUGUUGCUGAAUACAUUGUCAACGGUAAAACUUUGCAGCAUGUUUCCUCCCAGAAAGACCUCGGAGUGACGGUUUGUUCAGAUCUCAGAUGGAACACUCAUAUUUACGAGCAAGUUACGAAAGCCAACCGCCUACUUGGUGUGCUCAAACGUUCGACUAUCAAAGUUAAAAACGUAAAUACCCGACGCUGUCUCUACCUUACACUUGUGAGAUCCCAUCUUGCUUAUGCCUCACAAGUGUGGUGUCCACAGACUAUCACCAUGUGUAUGGAGCUCGAACGCAUACAACGUAGAGCGACCAAAUUCGUACUGUCUUUACCAUUCCAAACGGACAUGCCAUAUAAAACGAGACUCGCUGCGUUGAAUAUGCUACCUCUCUGUUACUGGCACGAAUAUCUUGAUAUCCUGUUCCUCUUCAAAUGCAAAUAUGGCUUGGUUAAAACUGAUAUCCUACCCGAAGAAGUUGACACUCUGACUUCAACCAUAAAUCUACGCUCUUCUAAUAACUCUCUUGUAAAAUAUAACAUUCCUAAAGUAAGAACGCUAUGUCACCAGAACAGUUAUCUUGUACGAGUAUCGCGUGUGUGGAACUGCCUACCAGAUGAGCUACGGAAACCAGAACUAUCAUUGCAGAGCUUUAAAUCACGUGUUAUAAACUAUUACCACUCCGCAACAUUAACCGUGUUUGACCAGGAAAAUCCGCAGACGUGGAAAUCAGUUUGUCUGAAAUGCCAUAAAGCCAGGCAGCUUACUGCAACAAUUAAAUGUUGUUCUUAAUUGAACUAGUUAUUUUGGCAAUUAUUCAAUGUAGUAUACCUCAUUUUAUCCGAUGUAGAGUUGGGUUUUUCGCCAUUUUCGUUUUAUCUUAUCGACGGGUACAGAACCUAUAUAUAUUCUCGCAUUUAUUCUGUUUGACAAUUUUGUCAUUUUGUUUUACCAAAUUUUGAAAUUUUUUACGCUGUCUCUCUACUUCGGAUAAAAAGGAUUAUACUAUAUUCUUGUUUGAUAUUUAAAUUAUAAGUUGUGAAGUUUUGUAUAAUGAUGUUUUGUAACAGGUCACUAACGUAAUUGGCUCACGCUGUGUUAGUGUUCCUGAACCGUCUUCCUGUUUGCAUAUGUAUAUUUCUGUUGACGGCUGAAGUUAAUAAAUCAAUAAAUCAAUUAAAUCAAGGACACGCGCGGCCAUUUCUGGUCUUCCGAGAACACAAGCAUGCAAAACAAGUACAUUUCAAAGUUCGUAUUGUGUUACAGUCGUGCCAAUAGAAGUGUUCCGAAAAAUGUUGACCAGUUCAUUUCCUAACUUCGAGGAGUUCCUCUGAACAAUUCCUCAACAAUUUGAUAAGUUCCUUAAAAAGUUCCUAACUUCCUGUUUCAUUGACCAAUCCGAUUGCUCAAAAAUAUAAAAUUUGAUUGGUCAAUGAAACAGGAAGUUAGGAACUUUCUAAGGAACUUAUCAAAUUGUUGAGGAACCGUUCAGAGGUGUUCCUUCAAGUUAGGAAAUGAACUGGUCAACAUUUUUCGGAACACUUCUAUUGGCACGACUGUAGAAUUGUUAAACUGUGGAACUAUAUUUGUACGUCUGCUCCUUCGUAUUGUUAUGUCAGUGUCUCCUCUUUUAAGUCAUACUUGCGCAAGACUUACAUCCACCUCACUAGUACUUCCUACACUCCUGACUUACCUAGUUCACACUCACUUAUCACGAUUCAAUAAAAAUAUCUAACAUUUUUCUCUUUGUCUUUUCAUUUUUUCUGCCUAUUCAUUAUCUUAGUAUUUUCAUUUAAUCUUCCUUGUCUUUGUUUCUUGUCUUUGUUUGUUGUCUAGUGGUGAGCACCUUGCAUGGGACAUAGUCUCGUUUGUGUUUUGCCACUUUUGGCACUUUCCUCGUCUUCUUGAACAAUGUAAUUGUCUGUUUAAGUUAUGUAAAUAUUCAGUUUUUUAUAUGCCAAAUUAAAGUUGUUAAAUUAAAAAUUAAUAAGCCAUAAGCCCAAUCUUUGAGUACUGCAUGUAGCCAAACUGUUUCACAUUACAACAUCCCCAAUUAAUUAUCGAAAGAAUACAGUUACAGAGCUUUCAAAAUCAUCAAUCUGUCUAGUCUACUAUCUGAUCCAUGAACAGUCCCAAUCAUACACAGUGUUCAGCAAAGUACUCAAAAUAUUUACUUAAGUAAAAGUGAAAAGUUACACCUCAAUUUUCACUUAAGUAGAAGUAAAAGUACUGAUUGAAAAUUUUACUUAAGUAAAAGUAAAAAUAUUGCCUGAAAUUUUUACUUAAGUAAGAGUCUGCCUGAAAAUUUUACUUAAGUAAAGAAAAGUAUUGGGAAAAUGUACUUAAGUAAAAGUACUACUGAAUAGAAUAUAAAUUCGCAAAGGUUUAAGCAGGAAUAGAACACUCAGACAUGUAAGUAACGUGGUAAAACAACUUUAUUCUUCAAAUACCUCCAUAUAUAUAUACUCCAGUCCACUCACCACUUUGAGAAAUACUUUUUUACUUCGCCAAAAUGUAACAAAAGUAACAAAGUAAAAAAGUAAAUAUUUACCAAAAAUCGUACUUCGUUACAAGUAAAAAUACUUCAUUAAAAAAAUACUUCGUUACAAGUAAAUACUGAUUUUUUUACUUAAGUAAAGUAACGAAGUAAAUUUACUUCGUUACUAUAGCUAACACUGGCCAUACACAAUAAGUUUACAUGUUUCCAAAUUACAAAUAACUUGUUCCAUUUAAAUGUAGAACUAAUAGAUAGAUAUUUAUAAUAUAAGUAGUAAAAAAUAAUUACUGUAGAAUAAUGGGCUAGGGACCUUUGGAAAACCUAUUGGACUUUUAUAGUAAGGCCCCUAGUUUUAGUAUUCUAAUGAUUAAAGACUACGAAAGAAGAAAUUGUAUAUACAAGCAGAAACUGUUUACAACAAAUUGAACGAUGAAAAAAUACUAAGAAAUAAAAUAGUACAUUACUAUCAUUAGUGUUCCUAAUGCUAAGGUUUUUAUAAUUUAUUUACAUUAAUUAGAUAAUAAGUAAAUGGAUUUUGCUUUUCUCUGAAAAGAAAAAUAUGUUUUGGUAUUUUUAAUUUUGUCAUCAAGAAAAUUCCAUAAAGAAAUUCCUUUGUUAAAUACAGUGACUACAGUGCAUAUACGGUAACUUACGGUAGUUAAUCAUUUUAGAGACCCUUAAUUUUAUUCCGUCGUCCGUGAAUCUAUACAAUGAAUUUAAAUAACUGAAUUUUGCUAUGCUUACAUUUUCAAACGACUGGUCUAAGUUGUUAAUUAUUUAAUUUUUUAAAUAAAUCAUAAAUCAAAUUAGAAAUGAUGGCGAUGAAAGGAAAACGAGAGCAACACGCACUCCAAUUCCUUACUAAGAAAUGCAGGACUGUAACCUAUCAGACCUCUUUCAUCAACAGAACAACAAGAAUAUGGAACACUCUUCCUAAUGAACUUAAGGGGGUCUUCCACCCUAAAAACAUUUUAUUCAAUUUAAAGGUUUUAUCAUCAUAUUUGAGUCAAAUAUGAUGGAAUAUCCUCAGCUGACGCAGGAUCAGUAACUUUUACAUUCGUCGUUGCCAUAGUAACUAAGAUAGGCCUCGCUAUAGGGUAAAAUAUAGGGUUUGCUCCAAAAAUGAUGUGAGCCAAACUAAUUCACCGAGGAUUUUAGAAACAGCUUUAAUGGACACUUAAUAUAUCGAUCUAUGUCGUGAACCUAAAAAAAUAUACAAAUAAUAUAAUAAGGCCUUCAUAUUUUACUUUUUUAAAAUUAUAUGAAGAAAGGAGUUCUUAUAAGGCUACUCUUGCAAUGUAUAUAUUGCUGAUAUAUGAAGUUUUUUAGGUCCAUGACAUGGCUAUGUAACAAGCAAAUGAACUCUGAAAAUUUCGAACGAAUUGAUUCAGUAUGAACAGUAGGAGAGUUUUUAGUAUUUCGCAAAAUGCUCAUGUGAGAAAAGCGAUUUUAAAGUUUUUGCAUAUUUUAGAAUAACUUAGAUAGAACAAUAUAAUUGAAAAUGGAACACUAGACUAAACCAAUCGCAUAUCUUUAUCGCUCCGGGUAAAAUCGUGGUUUUACCCUACGAAGGUCCGGGUAAAAUCGUGGUUUUACCCUACGAAGGUGUAGAAUUUGCUGGAUUUCUCUGGUUUACGGUACAUUUUCGUUCUUAAAAUUGCACGGAUUUUAUAAAGAACGCUAUAAAGACUACAUUUUUACGUUUUUCUAAAAAAUAACGCAUAUUGGAAAAUUUGGGUGGAAGACCACCUUAAUUAAACAACAGUCUCUUUCCUUGUCUACAUUUAAAUAUUUAUUUUACAGAUAUUACACUACUGCUAUCAAUAUACUACUAUAUGAAUCUGAAAAUCCCCGGACCAGUUGGAAAUCAAUCCGCUUGAAAUGCAGACUAGUCCCAAGUCCUCUGUGCACGCUUUUGAUUUCCGUGACGUCAUCCGUCACCUCAAUAAUAUGCAGAAACGCGCAAUAGGCGAACUAAGAGGCCUAGGGACUAGGCUGCUUGAAAUGUAACGCUGCUCGUAGUCUUGCUACUCCACUCUCUUGUUGUUCUUGAUAGUUGUAUUUGUUCACGUAAAUUUAGUUUUGUUAAUGUAAUAGACCUUUCCUCUUUUAAGUGAGAUUUUGAUCAAGACAAGUCUGGACAAAAAUUUCAUCACAGUUUGAAAGAGCAUCGCAAAAUUAGUAAUAUUCCAAAGUUUUGUUGCAAAAUGUUGUAAAAUGCGGAUGAUAUAGCCUUGCAAAGUUUGCCGUUUUCCAGUCAAAUGCAUUACAAACGGGAAAUUGAUAAUCAGAUGACCAAACUGAUUAUCAAUUAAUUCCCCUUUGUAAUACAAAAUAACUGAAAAACGGCAAACUUCGCAAGGCUAUAUUAUCCGCAUUUUACAACAUUUCGCAACGAAACUUCGGAAUAUUACUAAUUUUGCGAUGCUCUUUCAAGCUGUGAUGGAAGGCUAGUCUAGAUCAAAAUUUCACUUAAAAGGGGAAAGGUCUAUUGUAUAUUUAUACAGUAUUUGUAUAUUUGCUGCCGCAGCGAGCGAGCAUUAAGGCCCUGUUACACGGUGCAAUUUUUCAUGCAACUUGUCUCGCAAUGUUUAAAAAAAAGAUUUUGAUAAUGCAUUGCAAGAGGUGUUACACGCUGCAAUGAUAUUCAUGCAACUCGCAACGAUACGGGACAGAGGCAUGCGAAGAGAAUAGGGAGAGGCGCUAUUUGGCGCCAAAUUUUAAUUAAAGUAAAGCGUGUACUGGGGAGAGCCAAUAGGAACUCUCCAAGCAUUAAAUAUUGCAAGACAAGUUGCACGAAGCCAUGUUACACGCUGCAAUGCUAAAAAUAAUUAGUGCAAUCGUUGCUAAAAGUAGAACCGACUUCUACUCUCUGCAAUGCUUCAUGCAACUUGUCUCGCAACGAUUUUGACCAUUGCAAGGCAUGUUAAACGGUGCAAUGACUCGUGCAACUUGUCUCGCAACGCCAUUGCGAGACAAGUUGCAUGAAAAAUUGCACCGUGUAACAGGGCCUUUAAGCGAGCGAGCAAGACAGCAAACUAAAAUCGUACAGCUACUUAAAAUCUCAAUCUUGCUAGAGCCGCAAAGCAUGUUGGUUGAAAGUCAUUUUACCAACAUGCAACGCGUGGCUAUCAGGGCGGCUAUUUGAAUUAUAGUGCUAUUAAAUAUUUACAUGUACAAUUCUUCACUUUCACGCUGUUUUUAAAAGCAAUAUUGCACAGGUAUAAAUCUACAAUAGAAUUAUAAAUGCAGUUAAUUAAUUUGUGAGCGAGUGGUAGUUCAAUACAGAAAGUUUCAGAUCCAUUUUGCAUGACAUAACUCGUAUUAAAAUCACCAACGUCACUAACAGGCGACGAACAGUCGGGGAAUUUUUUUCUACAGCCAAUCACUUGUCAGAAAACAGCCGUAAACAACCUAAUUAGAACAAAAUCUUUCCAUUGCUUGUAAACUUGAGUGAAGUAUUGAAAAUUUAACUCAGUUUACAAGCCAGUAAAAUGGAAAAAUCGCUGCAAAUUGCAGUGUUGUCGCACCAAAGUUGCAGUCAAAAUCGCAGGAUGUGUACAUUGGAGAUUUCAAAAAAUCGUUGUAGAAAUCGCAGUGAAAAUUGCAAGUGUAAACAGCGGCAGGUACAAAACGCAGGUUGCAGGUUGCAGGUUGGAAUUUUGCAGGUUGCGAAUUUUGCAGGUUGGAAUUUUGCAGGUUAGGGAUUUUGCAGGUUGGAAUUUUGCAGGUUGCCAGGAAUUUUGCGAGUUGAUGAUGCAAUUUAAAAUUACACCACUAUAAAGUAUUCUAGUAUAAUUUAAUUGUGUAUUAAAUUGUUUGACUCCUUGUCGGGGCUUUUGAUAUCAGCCUAUCCUGCUGCCAUAUGUUCCUAGCCUUUGCUCUUAGGAGUCGCCAUCAAUGCCCAUCACCCUUGUGAAAACAUUCAAAAUGAGCAGAUCGGCUUGGACCUCCAGUGGGACGAAUGUUUCGAUACAUGACGUGGUGGCAGUUCAGAAAAUGCCUGAAUGAGGUGUCUCUCCUCUGCACCCACUUAAGAGAGGUCCACUCAAGCCCCCAAUUACCGUAUCAUUACCCGAGAGUUAGUUAACUUUUGACAACAUUCUAGUAUAAACGCCGUCACGUCAUGUAGGCACCUCGCAACAAUCAAAACAUUCGUCUCCCUGUAGCUCCAAGCCAAUCUGGUCAUUUUGAAUGUUUUUACGGGGGUGAUGGCCACUAGCAUUAGAGCAGAGGCGCUGACAAGGAGUCAGACUGCAAUAAAUGCACAACUAAAUUAUACUAGAAUACUAAAAAAGUGGUGUAAUUUUAAGUUUGCAUUAUCAACCUGCAAAGUUCUUGGCAACCUGCAAAAUUCCAACCUGCAAAAUCCCCAACCUGCAAAAUUCCAACCUGCAAAAUUCCCAACCUGCAAAAUUCCAACCUGCAACCUGCAACCUGCAACCUGCGUUUUGUACCUGCCGGUGUAAACAGGCCUUUGUGUUUAUGGAAGUAUAAAUAUUCACUAAAGCAUAGUUAAAGCAAGAAUAUAUCAAGUGGAAUCUGUUGAAUUAAUCGCUGUUUUUAUAGUGCGCGUACAAAUACAAACGACAAAUACUAUCGGAUUUAAAAAUUAAGUCUAAUACUGCUAUAUUUCACUAUAUUUUAGAUAGUAUUUUAAUACGUUUCCGGCGCAGUUUUAUAGGCCACGCUUCAAAUUUUGUAUUUGUAUAUUUCGUGUAUGCGAUAACACAUCUUUGAUUUGCAAUCACUACAAACAGUAUUUUAAAACGUUCAUGGCGUGUGCUACUCAAAGGCAGCAUUUACUACAUUUUAGGUAACCUAGUUAUGCAGUAUUUGUAAAAUAAGGCCACAGUAAAUGGUUUUUAUACUGUUGCGGUGACCCUGGUAGGCAAAGGCUCUCGAAUAAGACUCGUUUCAAAUAACUCCUCUUUCUAUUUUUACAGAAAGCGUUGCCCUCAACAAACCGGUAACACGAAGCUCAGCUUAUAAUGCUGGUUAUCUCGCCUCGCGAACAGUGGACAUGAAUUUCGAAUCCUAUUUCGUCACAAACCAGGAAGUACAACCAUGGAUAAGAGUCGAUUUGGAAGAACUCUAUUACAUACACGAAGUAGUGAUAUGGCUAAGGAAUGAUUGUUGUAGCAGUACGAAACAGGAUAUAGCCGUGAGAGCGGGUAGGUGAGGGCAUACAGUUAAGGUUACAGGAUACCCUUUUUGGCGUUUUGUGGAAAAUCGCUACUGCGCGCUCAAAAUCAGUCUGAUUUUCAUCAAAUUUUCACCAAAUGUUAGCCAGUGCAUGCAAAAUAUGGUAAAGUUGUAAAAUUGACAAACAAUAAAAUACUGUAAGAAUUAUUCAGGAAAAUCUUAAAUCGCGGUACCUUUACGCUUUUGAGUUAUGUUCCUGCUGGUUUUAAGAUAUAUUUAUGAAAAUAUCAUUUUUAUACAGUAAAAUAGUUGUUCUAAAAAAUUGUGUUCGGAAAUUUUUGUUUAUUUCCUCAUUCCGCUGAUAUGGCGAUUUCUUUGACGACUGCAAUAUAUUUCUGUGAUACGAAAGCGGAUAUAGCAGUGAGAGCGUGUAGGUGGGGCUAUCUUUACUACAUAUAGAAGUUGUGAGGAGGCAGAACAUGACAGAAGGGGAAGAUAGGUGGGGUCUUUACUACAUACACAAGAUCUUAGGAAACAGAACAUAGAAGUAAGAGAAGGUAGGUGGGAUGUAGAAGGGGGAGGAGACUGAGAGGAAGCUAUCUUUACUAUCUUAACAAGUUGAGGGCAAAGAACAUGGCAGUUAAAACAGGUAGGUGGGGGUUAGGAGGGGGGGGAGGCUGAGAGGGGGCUAUCUUUACUACAUACAGACGUUGUGAGGACCCAGUCCAUGGCAGUUGAAACAGGUAGGUGGGGGUUAGGAGGGGAAAGAGACUGAGAGGGGGCUAUUUCGCUUCAUACAGAAGUUGUGCAUGAGGACACAGAAUACAGAAGUAAGAAAAGGUAGGUGGGAGGUAGGAGGGAAUGACUGAAAGGGGGCUAUCUUUAGUCUUUAUUACAUACAGAAGUUGUGAGGACGCAGAACAUGGCAGUUAAAACAGGUAGGUGGGGGUUAGGAGGAGACUGUGAGGGAGCUGUCUUUACUACAUGCAUUACACUGUUACACAGUAACUCAGCCGUCAUUCAAAGGGUUUCAGAAAUUAUUGCGGAGGCCAGGGUGUGUGUGUGUGUUGCCUCCCCCUAGUCACAGAAUAAAUACACACAGACUAGUCACAGAAUAAAUACACACAGAAGGUAGACUCAGGAAAAAAACCCAUAACUGUUGCCACGCUAUGAUUCGUCAUCAAAAUGCUAGCGUCAUGGUCCUAGCCAGCGCGCGUGUGAGAAGCAAUUCUUCCCCUCUGGACGUCCGCCAUUUUGAAUAUCAUUAGGGGGUGAAUGGUUCAUAAGCGCACUGGCUAGGACCAUUGCGUCAGCAUUUUGAUGACAAAUUACGGUUAGGCCAGAGUCAUAGGAAAAACCAAGAAGUUGGGUUUCUGUAUAGUCUCUAUUCUGUGCCCUGGUGUCCCUCACUGUUUGAGAUCAAAGCAAGAUAUAUUUGCGAGCGAAAUUAAACAUCAAGAUGUUACUAGAAACUCUUUCUUUUUUCAGGACGCAGCCUUGCGAACAAUGGGAAUUCAAAUCACUUCUGUGGCAGUCACGUCUUCUACCAAUUGGAGAUCAGGUCAUUUUAUUGCAAAGUGAUUGGGAGAUAUGUUAACGUUCAACUUGUAGAAGAAUUUUCUGCAAUUUUUUCCAUUGGGGAGAUCGUGGUGAACCCUGAAACUACAGGUGAGCGGGGACGGGUGGUGUUGGGGGGGGGGACUUGCAAAUUAGCUCAAUGAUUCAAGCUUGGUAGUUGCAAUGAUUUAAAAAACAGUCUCGUAUUAUUCCGCUAACCAAUGUCUUACUAAUAUGGACAAAGGUCUGAUUAAUUGCUUUUUAUUUCUAGACCUCAAAAAAGAUUUUUGACCAGGAACGUAACUAGACCGAUAAUUGGGGGGGGGGACAUAUUCAUAUAUUUGUGUUCUGCCCGACGGAUUUCUUUUGAAGCAAUUGUUUUUACGGUAUGUGAACAUGAAUAUAUGAAUAAUAACCCCCCCCCCCCAAUUAUCGCGUUUGGCUACGGCCCUGCUUGUGACACUGUUGACCAUAAAAUUCUAAUUUUUAAAGCUAGAAUUAUACGGAAUAAGAGGAACCGCAUUACACUUAUUUCAAUCUUAUAUCUCUGAAAGAAAACAGAUAUGUAAACUUCAAAAUAUAAUGUCAGAAGUUACUAAUGUAACUUGCGGGGUUCCCCAGGGAUCAAAACUAGGCCCGUUACUCUUUCUGUUAUACAUUAAUGACCUCCCUAAUUGCCUAGAAGAAACACAAGCUUCUGGUGUUUGCGGACGAUAGAAACUUGUCUUGUAAAGGUAAAUCGUCCACAGAAAUCGAAAACAAAAUUGACACUGACUUAGAAAACGUACAUAAAUGGCUAAUUGCCAACAAAUUAACAUUGAAUCAGGAAAAAACUGAAUGCAUGUUGGUAGGCUCAAGACAGAGACUACAACAAUCUUCAAGUAAUCCUCAAAUAGUUAUUGGCAACCAUAUUAUACAGCAGGUCCCAAGUAAGAAAGUUCUUGGGGGUUAUUAUUGA